This is a messenger RNA of Capronia coronata CBS 617.96, 2772 nucleotides long. RefSeq lists its product as uncharacterized. The coding region runs from base 1 to 2772 and encodes 923 amino acids. The transcript has a single exon. Gene Ontology annotation, biological process: activation of GTPase activity. NCBI's taxonomy places the organism in Eukaryota, Fungi, Ascomycota, Eurotiomycetes, Chaetothyriales, Herpotrichiellaceae. The record is from RefSeq and is a predicted model, not a curated record. Gene Ontology annotation, molecular function: GTPase activator activity.
AUGGAGGAUCCGGUCAUCCAACCUGCCCCCAAUAUCCUGCCCUAUCUGCGGUAUAAUCUGCAGACUGGAGCCGUGCCAUCAUCAUGCAAGCCGUCACCACCAUUUUCGAAUCCGCCAAUCGUGGCGGCAUCUCCUCCAGGGGUUGGUCCAUUGGCACCUUUCGAGGCCUUCCUUCUUGGCUAUUACCAAACAGCUUCAACUCUCAAGUUGACUGAAGACCAAGUCGUCCUCGACUAUGAACAUAGCCUCUGGUGCAUACCGACACUCGUUUCUUCAAUAUCUUCAGAUCUAGAGCAAUCUGCAGCAUUGAGACCCAACUUACGCACCGACCCUCGCACUGGCACCACCACCAACAACAACUCUCGUUCCCCGGAAAUUGGGUUUCCACCUUUGUCGUCGAAGCAAGUCAGCAUCUUUCCGCAGCACCGGCACGACGACGACACUGUCAAUGAAUUGUAUCUAAAGCCACCACAAGGCUUGCACCUUGAGAAUCGCUCUCUGACUUCCCUGUUCAAUGCGCACAUUGGCAAUAUGACCACGACGACCGCCAGUGCCCCAGGAUCACCUCCUGACUUGGCAGAAGACCGGUCCUCCAAAGGCUCGUCUUAUUCCUCCACCUUUUCCAGCCCCGAUGGCUUGGAUUCGGACACCACAAACUUCGAGGAGAUUGGGCUUGACGAUGAACGACACCAGGCCACCCAGAGCAGCCAUUCGCGUGAUGAUUUGGGGCAGUCCUUUGGUUCACCACAAGAGCCCAUGCGAACAAAAGUGGCGGAGACGGUGGGAAAUAAAGCGGCCCUUUCACAGUUACAAACACACGGAAGAGCAGUGGGCUGGACGCAUGACUCGACACCACUCCGGACAUGCGGUCCAAGAACGAUGCUCAUAAAACGUGGCCUCACAAGUCAGGAGGCGUUGAUUAGCACGAGGACAAGGUCCUCCUCUCCGCGGGACCGACGAGUGCUCGCGUCGGUCUCGACCGCAUCCCUCAGCGCUGGAGGUCUACGACCAGUUCCUCACCGAUCCGCGUCCUCCUUUGGCGUACCGGAGCGUCGGGCGUCAUGGCAACCGCAGCGAAAGACUGUGCAGGAGCUUGAGGCCGAAUACCAUGACUCGGACGACGAGUUGCCGGAGGAUGCUAGCCUUUGGAACGUCCCUGUAUCGCCCUUUACACCGGCUAACCGGUCAAACCGGUCCAGCCUUCGUGGUAGCCCGGAAAGAGAUCAUGUCAGUCACAGCCCUCGCCCGAUACCUCUCGCACAUGCCAAAACAGCGCCGGAAACUCCCCCUCGAGCGACUCUUCGUUCCCAGACAUUACCAAAGCAGAGGAGCCAUACGUCAAAGGCCACCUCGUACAAACAGGCCAGGUCGAAUCCUUCGUCACCGCGCAGAGCUGAUCGUAUACCUCUGGGGAGGACGAAGUCGUGGAACUUCGCCAUGGCGGAUCUGAGUGAAGAAGCCAGGAUUAUUUCGGAGGCGUUAGAGUAUUACGCUGAAGCCCGAGGACAGGAAGCGCGGGAAAGCCUGCGAGGAGGCUCUUCGCGAGAGAGUCUGCCGACAUUAAUCGAUUCCACUUCAAGAACAUCUUCGAUACAGUUGCCGCCCAUCCAAAAAAGCACUUUGGAUUUCAUGCCCAUCUCCAAAGAAAAGGAGGCCGUGCUGUCCCGGACACGACCGUCGUGGUUGCCGCCGAAAGACCCCAAGGAAGAACGUCGGCACCUGAGAGAAUACAGACGUAUGAUGGCAGCAUCAAUGGGUACGGAGAAGAAGCAUCGCGCGAAACUGCAGACGGAGGAAUGCGAAAAGGAUGGCACACGGGAUUCGUUGCAUCGAAUUUGGCAGUAUUACGUGGCGGACUCGACCGAUCUGGCCACGAUUGACCAACGAGUCAACAACCUCUGUUGGCGCGGGAUCAGUCCCAGCCUCCGGGGAAAGGUCUGGCAGAGAGCCCUAGGAAAUCCGCUUGGCCUCACCCGUCAAAGCUACGAAAGUGCGCUUCGGCGAGCCAGAGAGAUCAAGAAGCGGCCUAGUGAAGAGCUUGGCCGUGAUGAUAAGGGCAUGGAGCGGUGGUUCGUGGACAUUGAGAGGGACGCCGAGACGGCUUUCCCAGAACUGCAGCUAUUUCAACGGAAUGGGCUGCUCUGGCAAGAUCUCGUCGACCUCUGCGAGGCUUACGCAUGUUACCGAAGCGAUGUGGGAUAUAUUUAUGGAAUUCAACUCAUCGCGGCGUUGCUGUUGCUGCAACUACCCAGCCCCGCGGACGCUUUUGUUCUGUUGGCCAACUGUUUGAAUCGCCCGGUACCACUGGCGUUCCAGAUCAACGACACCCUAGCGACUGGUCGCACCUAUCAUCAUGCCGUUUCGACUCUGGCCACUAAGUAUCCCCGUCUUCAUGAAUAUCUGUUUGGCUCAAUGGAACACGGGGGUCUCGGCUUCACCGCGGAAGAAGUAUUCGAACCGAUGCUCCGAACCAUCUUUUCCAACGGGCUGGAUGUUGACCGACUGUGCCGUGUCUGGGACGUCUGGGUCUUCGAAGGGGACCGCACCCUGGUCCCGGCGGCGGUGGCCAUCCUCGGCAGCUUGCAGCCUCAAUUGUUCGAGAUCCAGGGCGAUGUCACUCUGAAAAAGCGCAACAUCCAAGAAACGCUUGGGUGGGGACCAUUCAAUCGGCAGCCCCAGUCUGGCCAUUGGGAUCUUCAGGCCUUGGGGGGCGAAGAUAGGUUCAUGGAAGAAGUCCGGCUUGCAGGCACUCUGGACUAUGCGGGCAACUGA